AUGUUGCAUCAGUUAGCAACAAGCAGUAACAGCCCCAAACAACUCCACGCAAAACAUUCAGCAACAUUCCCUCUCCACACAGCCCUCUCUCCACACAGCCCCUCUCCACACAGCCCCUCUCCACACAGCCCCUCUCCACACAACCAGGCUCCACACAACCAGGCUCCACACAACCAGGCUCCACACAGCCCCUCUCCACACAACCAGGCUCCACACAACCAGGCUCCACACAGCCCCUCUCCACACACCCAGGCUCCACACAGCCCCUCUAAACACACCCAGGCUCCACACACCCAGGCUCCACACAACCAGGCUCCACACAGCCCCUCUAAACACACCCAGGCUCCACACAGCCCCUCUAAACACAGCCAGGCUCCACACAGCCCCUCUAAACACAGCCAGGCUCCACACAGCCCCUCUAAACACAGCCAGGCUCCACACAGCCAGGCUCCACACAGCCCCUCUAAACACAGCCAGGCUCCACACACCCAGGCUCCACACAGCCAGGCUCCACACAGCCCCUCUAAACACAGCCAGGCUCCACACACCCAGGCUCCACACACCCAGGCUCCACACACCCAGGCUCCACACAGCCCCUCUAAACACACCCAGGCUCCACACAGCCCCUCUAAACACACCCAGGCUCCACACAGCCCCUCUAAACACACCCAGGCUCCACACAGCCCCUCUAAACACACCCAGGCUCCACACAGCCCCUCUAAACACACCCAGGCUCCACACAGCCAGGCUCCACACAGCCCCUCUAAACACAGCCAGGCUCCACACACCCAGGCUCCACACAGCCAGGCUCCACACAACCAGGCUCCACACAGCCAGGCUCCACACAGCCCCUCUAAACACAGCCAGGCUCCACACAGCCCCUCUAAACACACCCAGGCUCCACACACCCAGGCUCAACACAGCCCCUCUAAACACAGCCAGGCUCCACACACCCAGGCUCCACACACCCAGGCUCCACACAGCCAGGCUCCACACAACCAGGCUCCACACAGCCAGGCUCCACACAGCCCCUCUAAACACAGCCAGGCUCCACACAGCCCCUCUAAACACAGCCAGGCUCCACACAGCCCCUCUAAACACACCCAGGCUCCACACACCCAGGCUCCACACAGCCCCUCUAAACACACCCAGGCUCCACACACCCAGGCUCCACACAGCCCCUCUAAACACAGCCAGGCUCCACACACCCAUGCUCCACACAGCCAGGCUCCACACAACCAGGCUCCACACAGCCAGGCUCCACAAAGCCCCUCUAAACACAGCCAGGCUCCACACAGCCCCUCUAAACACAGCCAGGCUCCACACACCCAGGCUCCACACAGCCAGGCUCCACACAACCAGGCUCCACACAGCCAGGCUCCACACAGCCCCUCUAAACACACCCAGGCUCCACACAGCCCCUCUAAACACAGCCAGGCUCCACACACCCAGGCUCCACACAGCCAGGCUCCACACAACCAGGCUCCACACAGCCAGGCUCCACACAGCCCCUCUAAACACAGCCAGGCUCCACACAGCCCCUCUAAACACACCCAGGCUCCACACACCCAGGCUCAACACAGCCCCUCUAAACACAGCCAGGCUCCACACACCCAGGCUCCACACAGCCCCUCUAAACACAGCCAGGCUCCACACAGCCCCUCUAAACACAGCCAGGCUCCACACAGCCCCUCUAAACACAGCCAGGCUCCACACAGCCCCUCUAAACACAGCCAGGCUCCACACAGCCCCUCUAAACACACCCAGGCUCCACACACCCAGGCUCCACACAGCCCCUCUAAACACAGCCAGGCUCCACACACCCAGGCUCCACACAGCCCCUCUAAACACACCCAGGCUCCACACAGCCCCUCUAAACACAGCCAGGCUCCACACAGCCCCUCUAAACACAACCAGGCUCCACACAGCCCCUCUCCACACAGCCCCUCUCCACACAGCCCCUCUCCACACAGCCCCUCUCCACACAGCCCCUCUCCACACAGCCCCUCUAAACACACCCAGGCUCCACACAGCCCCUCUCCACACAGCCCAUCUAAACACAGCCACUCUAAACACAGCCCCUCUAAACACAGCCCCUCUAAACACAGCCCCUCUCCACACAGCCCCUCUAAACACAACCAGGCUCCACACAGCCCCUCUCCACACAGCCCCUCUAAACACAGCCCCUCUAAACACAGCCCCUCUAAACACAGCCCCUCUAAACACAGCCCCUCUCCACACAGCCCCUCUAAACACAGCCCCUCUCCACACAGCCCCUCUAAACACAGCCCCUCUAAACACAGCCAGGCUCCACACAGCUCUGCAACAUAUUUACUUUAUAAUACACUGCUGUUAACCAGGGUCCAUUAA
Oncorhynchus mykiss (rainbow trout) is the source of this 2370-nucleotide messenger RNA. The record is from RefSeq and is a predicted model, not a curated record. Lineage: Eukaryota; Metazoa; Chordata; Actinopteri; Salmoniformes; Salmonidae.